Oncorhynchus keta (chum salmon) is the source of this 5064-nucleotide messenger RNA. RefSeq names its product voltage-dependent calcium channel subunit alpha-2/delta-1. Lineage: Eukaryota; Metazoa; Chordata; Actinopteri; Salmoniformes; Salmonidae. Gene Ontology annotation, molecular function: voltage-gated calcium channel activity. Gene Ontology annotation, cellular component: L-type voltage-gated calcium channel complex. The record is from RefSeq and is a predicted model, not a curated record.
GCAAAGGACAGUUUGGAGGUGAAUCAUACAGAGGGUAGGAAGAACCGGAUCAGGCCAGCCUUUAAGGAGGACCCGUUGUUUAAACGCUUCACCUCUGAUAACGACACUGCUGUACACAUCCCUACUGACAUCUACGAUGGCUUUCAACACCAGGGUGAAUAACACAGCGUGUUUUGACCACCUGGUCCAGGCCAACGUGAGGAAUAAGAAGAUCCUGAAGGAUGCGAUUCAGAACAUCUCUGCUAAAGGCAUCACCAACUACACCAAGGGAUUUGAGUUUGCCUUCGAACAGCUAUAUGCAAUUAACAUCACUAGAGCCAAUUGUAACAAGAUCAUCAUGCUGUUCACUGACGGAGGAGAGGAGAGAGCAUCGGCCAUACUUCAGGAAUACAACUCUGACAAGAAGGUGCGUUUCUUCACCUUCUCAGUAGGUCAGAACAACUAUGAUCAAGGUCCAGUCCAGUGGAUGGCCUGCCUUAAUAAAGGAUACUUCUAUGAGAUUCCCUCAAUUGGAGCCAUACGCAUCAACACUCAAGAGUACCUGGAUGUACUGGGCAGACCCAUGGUUUUAGCUGACCAGCUAGCCAAGCAGGUCCAGUGGACUAAUGUCUACCUCGACGCUCUGGAGCUAGGAACCCUACCUGUCUUCAACAAGACCAAGUAUAAAGAUGAAUUGGGCAUAGAGAACCAGUUGAUCCUAGGGGUGAUGGGGAUUGACGUGUCACUAGAUGACAUCAAGAAGCUCACACCGCGCUACACUAUCGGACCUAAUGGAUAUUAUUUUGCCAUCGCCCCCAACGGAUAUGUGCUGCUACACCCCAACCUCCAACCUAAGAACCCUAAAUUCCAGGAGCCUGUCACUCUGGACUUCCUCGAUGCGGAACUGGAGAACAACGUUAAAGUCCAGAUCAGGAGAAUUAUGAUAGAUGGGAACCCAGGUGAAGAGACCAUAGAGACUCUGGUUAAAACUCAGGAUGAGAGAUACAUCGACAGAGGAGUAAGGACGUACACCUGGGCUCAGUUCAAUGGAACAGACUAUAGCUUGGCCCUAGUCCUGACAAUGUACAGUGAACACUACAUACAGGCCAAACUGGGAGACACCAUCAGACAGGCUAUGGCCAUGGACACUCUGCAGGUGGAGAGGUUUGAUGAGUUGGGACAUACCUUCAUUGCCCCCAGGGAGUACUGCAAAGGCCUGAAGGACAAGGACAACAACACCCAGUUCCUCCUGGACUUCAACCAGUUCAUUGACAGGAACACAGUGGAAGAGUCAUGUAAUAUGGCUCUGGUCAGUAGGCUGCUGUUGGAUGCUGGGUUGACGGCUGAUCUGGUCAAACUGUGGAAGGAGCAAACAUUGCACGGAGUCCUGGCCAGGUUUGUAGCCACUGACGGAGGGAUCACUAGAGUCUAUCCCAGAAGUGCUGGGGAGGAGUGGACAGAGAAUACCUAGACCUAUGACUCAAGUUUCUACAAGAGGACUCUGGAUAACGACAUCUAUAUUUUCACUGCUCCAUAUUUCAACAAGAGCAGGGAGUCAGGCUAUGAGUCAGGUAUUCUGGUGAGCAAGGCUGUAGACCUCAACAUAGACAGAGUCAACCUCAAACCGGCGGUGGUGGGAGUGAAACUAAACGUCUCUGCCUGGAUGAACAGCUUCAUGAACGCCACCAUCAAAGUCAACGAUGAAAUCUGUGGCUGUCUGAAGAAUGAUAAGCAUGUUGACUGUGUCAUCUUGGAUGAUGGAGGCUUUCUGCUGAUGUCCAAUCAGGAUGAGUAUAUCACACAGGUGAAAUAAAUAAAUAAAAUUGGUCAGUUCUUUGGGGAGGUGGACCCAGUCGUGAUGAUCAGUCUGGUCAACACAUCUCUGUACUCCUUCAACAAGACCUACGACUACCAGUCAGUCUGCAACCCUGAGAGAGACUGCAAGGCUGCUGCAGGGCCAUGAUCUGUCUACAUGCCCACUAUUGCAGACAUGCUGAGUAUAGGCUGGUGGGCCUCCACAGGUGCCUGGUCGAUAAUGCAGCAGCUCUUCUACAGUCUCAUAUUCCCAAGGUUCCUAGAGGCAGUGGACUCAGAUGAUGACAUGUCUGCUAACAUGGUUAAGGAGAGUUGUAUCACAGAGCAGACUCAGUAUUUCUUUGACAACGAAGAGAGAUCCUACUCGGGAGUCCUCGACUGUGGAAACUGCUCCAGGAGAGUGAUGUAUCGAGCUGAGAAGCUGCCCAACACUAACCUGGUGUUUCUGAUCACUGAUGCCAAGACCACCUGUCUGUCCUGUGACCCCAGACCACUACGACAGGCAGAGCAACCAUCCCAAGGUCCAGAUCGCUGUGAGCUAGCUCAGAACCCCAGAUACAGGAAAGGACCUGACGUGUGUUUCGACAACAACGUAGACGAGGAUGAUUCUGACUGUGGGGGCGGGACCUCUCUAAGCGCUUCCGCUUGGCCCAUGUUGGGACUCCAACUACUGCUGCUGUGGCUCCUCACUGGCCCCCGACACUCAUGACCCCUACAGCCACACACAUCUCAACCAGACAGUGUUUUACAUUGGACCGUUUUCUGACUCUCCAUCUCCUGAAUGUCAUCACUGAUCUGUUAACGCACUGCCAAUAUGGAAGAGAAGUCACUCUCCUGCUCUCCAAUCAUUCUCCAAAGCCAAAGAGGUGCUCUUUCCUCCCUCUCCUCUCUUCUCCACCAUGUUGACUGAGCUAUUCUAUUAUAUGGUGUAUUCUUUGGAGCUAACCAAACCCUUUAAGUCAUCAUCAUAAAUGUACUUGUAUAUGUUUUGGUUGGAGUAAGAGGGAGGUUGAGUGUCUGUCCUUUAUAAUUCACUGAUACGAAUGAUUUAGGCUUAGUUUCUGUUGUUUAUGAUAUUUAUUAUACUGUACAGUACAGAAAAAAUAUAAUUAUGAAGACGACAAAACCUGUAACUGAAAUGGAAAGCAAAGUUAUUGAUAAUCCAACGGUUUUGAUUUACAGUUGAAUUCGGAAGUUUACAUACACCUUUGCCAAAUACAUUUAAACUUUUUCACAAUUCCUGACAUUUAAUCCUAGUAAAAGUUCCCUGUCUUAGGUAGUUAGGAUCACCACUUUAUUUUAAGAAUGUGAAAUGUCAGAAUUAUAGUAGAGCUUUUAUUUCUUUCAUCACAUUCCCAGUGGGUCAGAAGUUUACAUAUACUAAAUUAGUAUUUGCUAGCAUUGCCUUUAAAUUGUUUAACUUGGGUCAAACAUUUUGGAUAGCCUUCCACAAGCUUCCCACAAUAAGUUAGGUGAAUUUUGGCCCACUCCUCCUGACAGAGUUGGUGUAACUGAGUCAGGUUUGUAGGGCUCCUUGCUCACACACGCUUUUUCAGUUCUGCCCACACAUUUUCGAUGGGAUUGAGGUCAGGUAUUUGUGAUGGUCACUCCAAUACCUUGACUUUGUUGUCCUUAAGCCAUUUUGCCACAACUUUGGAAGUAUGCUUUGGGUCAUUGUCCAUUUGGAAGACCCAUUUGCGACCAAGCUUUAAUUUCCUGACUGAUGUCUUGAGAUGUUGCUUCAAUAUAUCCACAUAAUUUUCUUCCCUCAUGAUGCCAUCUAUUUUGUGAAGUGCAUCAGUCCCUCCUGCAGCAAAGCGCCCCCACAACAUGAUGUAGAUGUCCUAACCGACUUGCCAAAACUAUAGUUUGUUAACAAGAAAUUUGUGGAGUGGUUGAAAAGAGAGUUUUAAUGACUCCAACCUAAGUCUAUGUAAAUUUCCGACUUCAACUGUAUUUAUUUAUUCAUGCAGGUCAAACAGCAGUAUGUGAAUAGAUCCAGUAGACUAGAGUAUGGUUCACUCAAUAGAGAGCUGAAGAACACUGUCACCAUUCCAGGAAUGGGGAUAGUUGACCCAUGAUAGAUCUUUCUCUGCUAACAUUCAGGGUCAAAUCGUACUUUCAUAUCUUUAUGGUCACGUUAGCAAUCCUUGGGUACCAAUCAGUGACCUAGGCCAAUUAUUUUCUAAUACUUUUGGUGUGCUUUGUUUAGCUUCACAUACAGGGUAGGCAGGCAUUUGCACUUUUGGAACUAUUAAAUGUGUUCCAUUGCACCAGGCAAGCUAUAUUUAGUGCAACUCAAGUCUUUGAAAGUACAGUAUGCAUAUGACCCAGGUCUGUAUAGAUACUGUAUAGAUACUGAUACAGUAUAACUUCAUUUGAUGCAUCAGAUUCCCAGUGCCUAUGUAGCUUCAACAUACCAUUCAUUUAUCCAAAGUUAUUCUUUGAUGGAUAGUCAUUGGAAUUAUGUCCCAAAGUGUCCGUUGCAUGCCGUACUGUAUGCUAUGUGUAUUAGUAGAGUAGGAGCAGUAGCUCAGAGAUAUGUUUCUUAUGUUCCGUAGCUAGCUGGUAUCUACCUAGCCUGGGUGGCAGUCUGUUUCAGCUUCAGACUGGCAGAUAGGCUUGAACAAUAUGCUCCUGGAGUUAGUUUCCUACUGUAUCCCCAGACUCAGGAUUUCAGGAACGUGAAAGACAGAAAAGCUUUCCGAAAGGCUUAAGUUGUUUCACAGACCCUGGUGAGCAGACAACUGGAGAAUGAUAUCAGCAUAUCUAAAGACUGUUUCUUUCUCAUCUUCUUCUUGUUCCUCUUCUGCUUGUUUCUUCUUUGUGUUGCUUUCUAAAAUCUGUAAACGAGAGUUAAGUUCUCAGUUACACAUUACAAAACCGCAGCACUGUAACCCUAACCCAAAAUUAAGUACUUACUGUAUGAUCUUUGCCAAUACUGUCCCCUCUGCCAUGGCCAUCUAGUGACCACCAGAUUUGGAGCGUUCAGGAUCAUGCCUGUUUAUUGGAGUAGCGUGUUGAUGUGUGAAUAAUGCCAACGGCAUGAUGUAGCCAUGGAAUGGGCAUGUCCCUGGAGUAUCUCUGAUUGUGCUUUAAUACAUUACUUACUAUUUUGUGGAACUUGACUAGCCUGAUACAAUUUUGUAUAUAUUUGUACAAUAAUGACAUUUAGUGUAUAAAAAAGAAACAGAAAAAAAAUGGAAAAUAAUGUUCAUAACAUGGUGUUGAUUCUUGUGAAAAUAUAUAUUCUCAAUAAAAGUGUAUUAU